ACUCAGUCUCAGAGUGAGAAAUUUAUUUAUUUUUAAUGAAUUUAAGUAUGGUUAGCAUCCAUUGCCACUUUCCUGCAUUAGCUCCUCUACUACCACAUGAUAAACAGCACAAUGUUCCAAAGACCCUGCUCUGGCUUCCUAACAUUCCUAAACAAAUACCCAGUGAUUACUACAGAAUGAAAAACCACACUUCACUGAGAACGAAGACCAAAGCUUUCACCACUUCUUCAUUGGUACUCUUAGAUAUCACUUCUCCACCUGCUGCUUCUGGUGAUAUUUCUGUAUUUCUGCAAACAAGUGCAUUGCUCGUCGCUGCGUAUUUGUUUUCUAACUUUAUUGUGCCAGACUUAAUAGUCAAGAAUCUUCAGAAAAGGAACGAAAGCAUAGAACAGGAAGAAGAGAACCCCAGGAGAAGAUAGAAGUGAUGCACAGCAAUGAGCCUUCUACCAGAGAACUAAGAGCUCUGGUGAAGCCACUUCCUGACAAGUGCCAAUUAAUUUUCUUACUUAUUUUGAGGGUUUUUCCGGUAAGUUAUUCUGCAAGAGAGUUGUAACCAAAGGCUUGUAUUGUGCACUACGGAUAAAAAAAAAAAAGGAUAAUAGAAAUGUUUUCUUUUGCUCA
This is a messenger RNA of Papaver somniferum (opium poppy), 621 nucleotides long. RefSeq lists its product as uncharacterized. The record is from RefSeq and is a predicted model, not a curated record. NCBI's taxonomy places the organism in Eukaryota, Viridiplantae, Streptophyta, Magnoliopsida, Ranunculales, Papaveraceae. Bases 36 to 419 code for a protein of 127 amino acids. The transcript is spliced from 2 exons.